Striga asiatica is the source of this 306-nucleotide messenger RNA. The record is from the annotation of a GenBank genome assembly. Lineage: Eukaryota; Viridiplantae; Streptophyta; Magnoliopsida; Lamiales; Orobanchaceae.
UUGAUCCCAAUUCUUAGAGACGGAGUGGAGCUAGUAGUCAGGGAUGGUGAGGGAACCAGAAUAGCUGACCUCAACUGGGUUCCUGGGAUAAAAGGUAGGAGUCCUGCUAUUAGAAUUCAAGUUGAUGGGGCUGCAUUCAGAGUUAAGGACUUACUGGGAAUAGGUGGUUAUCAUUGGGAUGUUAAUUUGGUGAAAGCUAUGUUCCAGGAGAGGGAUGCUGAGGAGGUUUUGAAGAUCACAACUUUUAAUCCAAAAUUGCCUGAUAAAUGGAAAUGCACUCUUGAUGCUAAAGCUAAGUGUAUUUGA